Molecule: messenger RNA, 429 nt
Organism: Racocetra persica
Lineage: Eukaryota; Fungi; Glomeromycota; Glomeromycetes; Diversisporales; Gigasporaceae
Source: the annotation of a GenBank genome assembly
AUGUCAUUUCCAAAGGAAUUUAGUGAAGAGACAAAAAGACUUGUCGCAGUAUGGCGUGACAUCGUUCUUGAUAAACAUAAAGAUGAUAAUGAUGAAAUUUUUUGUAGCGAUCCAUUAUUAAUUAUAAAAUAUAAUCAACCGGGUCUUGUUAGCCGAAAUAUCACAGAAAAUCAUGUUGCCCAAAUAAUCCUUGGUACUCCUGGCUAUACACCAAUACAAUUUCCUAAUGUCAGGCAUCCGCCACAAUCCAAUUCAGUCUUUGCAUUUAAUGGCAUGCAAAUUUUGGAAGAUGCUAUUACAAGAUUAUUUGAUAACUAUCAUAAUUCAGUGUUGGGACGACGACAUCCUACUGUUGGACGUGUCUAUGUUGUAGAAUUUCACAGGGCCAAUACAUUUGAAGCUUUAGAACGAUUCCAUAUCUUUGAUUGA